This is a messenger RNA of Entamoeba invadens IP1, 537 nucleotides long. RefSeq lists its product as hypothetical. Lineage: Eukaryota; Evosea; Mastigamoebida; Endamoebidae. The coding region runs from base 1 to 537 and encodes 178 amino acids. The record is from RefSeq and is a predicted model, not a curated record. The transcript has a single exon.
AUGACAAGUUUACUAACUAAGCUUCUCGAAUUAUCCCACAAAGAACACAUCCGUGUAGUCUACGACACGUCAUAUGAUGCAUACGACCGAAAAGUGAUCAACUCGAAACUGAGUGGGCAGACGUCGCUACUGAUAUGUGUUAUAUCCGAAGAGAAGGUGUUUGGGUAUUACACGGAAAGUCAAGUUCCGCGGGACGACGACACGUGGAAAGCGGUAGGAGUAGCCAAUGCUUUUGCGUUCAUAUAUGACGAGAGUGGAUUUCGACUUGAGCGGAGUCGAUCUUGUGAAAGUUGUUUAUAUAUUAACGUAGAUAACGACGAUGACGAGAUUCUCUUAAGUGUUAGACACUUCUUUUUUUUGAGAAGGGAAAAAAGUUACCUUUCGGGAAAGUUCAAUCAAUUCUUCGGGUUUUUAAACAAAGAAGUCUGUUACCCAUAUUACAUCCAUAUCCAAAACGUCAUAAUUUACAAAUUGUAUUAUCUUUUUCUCUCAUUUUGUAAGAUUAUUGGACAAAUAUUAGACUUAUUAUUUUUUUAA